AUGACCACAGAUACAGAUAAAGAAACGCCGGAUUUACACGAUGCUGCUCAAGAGGUAUUGGCUCCGAGGAAGGUUUAUAAGAUGAAAGAUUAUGUGGAGCCAAAGCAGACAGAACCAUUCAAACAUGAUUGGCGAGAUGGUGUUCCGAUAGUGAUUGAUUUCGGAAGACACACAACUCGAGUUGGUAUGGCUGGCAUGAAAGAUCCAUCAUCCGUCUUCCCCUCUAUUACAUCACACUAUAAGGAUAAGAAGCUUAAAAGAGCGUUAAAUAUGGUUGGAAAUGAUGUUCUUAUUGACUCCGGUGUGAAAUCUAACAUGAAGAAUCCUUUUGACGGGUCCAUAAUCACAAACUGGAACUCUGUUGAGUCAAUUCUUGACUAUUCAUUUUUACACGUGGGCGUUGAUUCACAAGAUUUUGUUGAGAACCCAGUAAUUAUGACAGAGCCUUUGGUUUCUCCCUUUCAACAGAGAUCAGGAUUAACAGAGCUUUUGUUCGAAACAUACAGCGUGCCAAAGUGCACUUUUGGAGUCGAUUCCCUUUUCAGUUUCUAUUAUAAUGGGGGAAACACUGGAUUAGUUAUAGGGUCAGGUUACAACUCAACGAAAUUGAUUCCGGUUGUUGGGGGUAAACCUAUCUUGGAUGUUUCAAAGAGAAUUGAUUGGGCUGGAAGACAAGCUGUGGAGUAUCUUAGUUCAUCCUUGCAAUUAAAGUAUCCAUACUUCCCCUCUAGGAUAAAUGAUUUUCAGGUUGAGAAUAUGGUUAAAGACUUUUGCUAUGUUUCAAAUGAUUACCAGCAUGAAGUAUCCCACUACCUUGAUUUGGAUAAUUUGGAAAAGAAGGAUAUAACACUAGAAGCACCUUUUAAUGAGAUUGCGAAGCAAGAAAAAACGGAGGAGGAGCUUCGGCAAGAAGAAGAAAAAAAGAAGCAGACAAUGAAGAAACUCCAAGAACAGGCACGUGAGAGAAGGCUUCAAAAGCUUUUAGAAAAGGAGCAUGACUAUGAAUAUUUCACCACAAUGGAGACCAAACUUAAGAGCAUGAACAAAAAGGAAGUGGUGAGCACUUUAAGAGAAGCUGGAUUUGAUGAUGACAAGGACUUGCAUAACUAUAUUUCAAACCUUGAGCGCUCCUUAAAGCGUGCGAGAAACCAGGAUGUGGGCGAAAAUGAUGCAAGUGACCAACCACCAUCAUUUGAUUUGAUAGAUAUACCUGAUGAGAAAUUAGAUGAAGAGCAAAUUAAGGAGAAGAGAAAACAACGUCUAAUGAAAGCUGGAUACGAUGCCAGACAGAGAGCCAAGAAAGAGAAGGAAAUUGCUAGAAAGACUGCCGAAGAGGCCGCUAAAAAGGAUGAGGAGUGGAGGAAAUCAGAUUUAAGUUCGUGGAUUGCAGCCCGUAGAAAGAGAUUACGUAUAUUAAAAAAAAGGAGAAAGGAUAGAAUACGUCUGAAGGAGGAACUAACGGAUAGAAAAUCCAGAGCAUCACAGCUGAGAAUGAAGAACAUUGCCUCUUUAGCUAGCGAAGAGUCGGAAGGACGUGGUGGAAGAAAGAGAAAAGCAACAAAUGUGACAAUAGACAAUGAUCCAAAUGAUACGUUUGGCGCAAAUGAUGAUGACUGGUCUAUAUAUAGGGACAUUGCUAAAGGUUCAGACUCAGAUGUUGAAGAGGAAUAUGAAAAGAGAAUAUAUGACCUCGAGGAAGAACUUCUGAGAUAUGACCCGGAAUUCACAAUAAAUGAUACAUUACAAGCACAGUACAGCUGGAAGAAGUCUAUUAUUCAUAGAUUUGUCAGAGGACCAAGAGAUUGGGAUCCAGAUGAACAGCACCAGCAACAUCAGAUUCAUCUUAAUGUUGAGCGUAUCAGAGUGCCAGAAAUUAUAUUUCAGCCAUCGAUUGCAGGCUUGGAUCAAUGCGGGUUGGGUGAGCUUUGUGAACAAACUGCACUUAAGCGUCUACCUUCAGAGUUGGGAUUUUCUGGUGAUGACGUUAGUUCGAUCGUGGGUGAUGUUUUUCUUACUGGUGGUUCCACACUGUUUAAAAACUUUGAUUCAAGGCUUCGUCUUGAGUUUGAAUCUUUUCUCCCGGUAGGAAUGAAGUUCAAUGUUCGUCGUGCUGAAGAUCCGCUUUUGGAUACUUGGAGGGGAAUGGCUAAAUGGGCUGUGACUGAUGAAGCAAAGAGCAGUUAUAUUACAAAAAAGCAGUAUGAGGAAAUGGGACCUGAAUAUUUGAAGGAGAAUCGUAUGGGAUGUGCUCAUUUAUUGUAA
Brettanomyces bruxellensis is the source of this 2262-nucleotide messenger RNA. RefSeq lists its product as uncharacterized. Lineage: Eukaryota; Fungi; Ascomycota; Pichiomycetes; Pichiales; Pichiaceae. Gene Ontology annotation, biological process: regulation of DNA-templated transcription. Gene Ontology annotation, cellular component: Ino80 complex; cytoplasm. The coding region runs from base 1 to 2262 and encodes 753 amino acids. The record is from RefSeq and is a predicted model, not a curated record. The transcript has a single exon.